Molecule: messenger RNA, 846 nt
Organism: Aspergillus bombycis
Lineage: Eukaryota; Fungi; Ascomycota; Eurotiomycetes; Eurotiales; Aspergillaceae
Exons: 7
Coding region: 1-846 (281 amino acids)
Biological process (GO): mitochondrial L-ornithine transmembrane transport
Molecular function (GO): L-ornithine transmembrane transporter activity
Source: RefSeq, a predicted model, not a curated record
AUGGCUUCAGAACUGAAAGCGAGCGAGCCCAAUGUGGCUGGUUGGAGGGAGACUGUUACGGAUCUCACUGCGGGAGCGGCUGGUGGUGCCGCUCAGGUCUUGAUCGGCCAGCCAUUUGAUCUUGUCAAAGUCCGGCUCCAAACCCAGAACGGAGGCAAUGCUUUAUCGACCGCUCGCAACAUCUGGGCCAAAGAAGGGCCUUUGGCAUUUUACAAAGGCACUCUUAUGCCGCUGUUAGGUGUCGGGGCUUGCGUUAGCAUUCAAUUCGGUGCCUUCCAUGGGCUCCGACAAGUCAUUGAGUCCUACAAUAAAGACAGCCGCCCAGGACUUGAUGCAACCCUAUCCUUACCGCAAUACUACCUCGCCGACCCAACCACAUGGCGCAGCAGAAUAUACAAUGGACCGUGGGACUGCGCUCUCAAGCUCAUCCGUACUGCCGGCAUCCCCGGUAUCUAUCGCGGACAGGCGGUGACUCUCCUCAGAGAAAUCCACGGCUACGGAGUGUGGUUUGCGGCGUACGAGGGCCUUGUGGGAAUCGCCAUGGACCGUCAACAGAAGAAACGAGAAGAACUCCCAAGCUGGCAGAUUGCAGUAUGUGGAGGUCUUGCGGGGGAGGCUCUCUGGCUCCUGAGUCACCCAUUGGACGUAAUCAAGAGCAAGAUGCAAAGCGAUGGAUUUGGGGCUGAGAAAAAAUACCGCAACAUGAGAUUCGCUUUUCGGCAUACUUGGGUCACAGGUGGCUUGAGAGGUCUGUUUUACGGCCUCGGACCGGCUCUUCUUCGGGCCAUGCCUGUGAGCGCGGGCACGUUCGCUACGGUAGAGGUGGUGCGGAAGUUUCUGGGUUAG